Messenger RNA from Plasmopara halstedii, 225 nucleotides. RefSeq lists its product as uncharacterized. Bases 1 to 225 code for a protein of 74 amino acids. NCBI's taxonomy places the organism in Eukaryota, Oomycota, Peronosporomycetes, Peronosporales, Peronosporaceae. The record is from RefSeq and is a predicted model, not a curated record. The transcript has 2 exons.
AUGGUACCUCGGUUGUGCAACGGUAUUGUUUAUCGCGUCAUUAUCACCGACCUCAACAGUACAGAUGGCCACGAAGAGGGAUUGCCCCUUUUAGCGUCUAGUUCCGCAGAUACAUUCCCAAUUGAGGGCACGUAUUUCCCAGCAACUGCUGGUCCAACCACAAACAGUUGCUGGCGGGAUGUCAUAGCACUUUCCGCCAUAGGUCACGAGCUAGGCGCUGAUUAA